This is a messenger RNA of Xylona heveae TC161, 672 nucleotides long. RefSeq lists its product as hypothetical. The transcript is spliced from 3 exons. The record is from RefSeq and is a predicted model, not a curated record. NCBI's taxonomy places the organism in Eukaryota, Fungi, Ascomycota, Xylonomycetes, Xylonales, Xylonaceae. Bases 1 to 672 code for a protein of 223 amino acids.
AUGCGCUCUUACGGCUUUUUCUUCGCCCUCCUGGCCGCCAUCAUGGCGUGCAUCGGCUUCUCUCAGGCGAAAAUGCAACCUAGCGACGUUGAGAAUACUUGCAACGCAUUGGCCUCCCAGACUUUUACACUCAAAAAUCUGGUCAACACAAUUCACUCUCAAAACAACCCCGGACCCCUUGAGGAUGUUUAUGAGGAGUUUGACGGUCUCUUUGACACCAUCUUGGCGGAUAUUGAACUCUUGGGCAAUACCCCCAUUAUCCAGGACCCGAACUCGGAGCAGACGGUCUACGAGGCAUACUCGAACUUUAUCCAAGCCGUCUUUGAGCUUACGGAUGAUUUGAGCUCGGCCGCUUCAGUUUUUAUCCAGCUGGAUCCUCACAACGAGUACAAAAUCCCCUAUGCUAUUCGCAUAUUCAGUGGUGUUGUUGAUGUGAGUGUUCUCCUCUCCGCGGUGGAUUGCAAAACCAGACGACAUCUGGUUAACAUGAAUGGGUCCACUCAGGCGUAUCUCUUUAACAUGAUCUCACUCUUUCCCAGAGGCUCAGCAUACGAUGCUCAGGCCAACAACCAGAAGGGUCAGGUUGACAGUCACUUUGAUUCUGCAGUGAGCUCUUACCACCUUGUCACCGCGACUACCGCUUCGCCUUACUCCAACUCCACCGCUUCGUAG